Protopterus annectens (West African lungfish) is the source of this 1733-nucleotide messenger RNA. RefSeq names its product NAD(P)H dehydrogenase [quinone] 1-like. Lineage: Eukaryota; Metazoa; Chordata; Ceratodontiformes; Protopteridae. Bases 69 to 911 code for a protein of 280 amino acids. Gene Ontology annotation, molecular function: NAD(P)H dehydrogenase (quinone) activity. The record is from RefSeq and is a predicted model, not a curated record. The transcript is spliced from 6 exons. Gene Ontology annotation, cellular component: cytosol.
UCCAGAGGUUGUGUGCAAUAAAUUUGGCCAUAGCAAGGAAUUGUGUCACCUGUACAGUGGUAACAACCAUGGCAAGCAAAGUCAAGAAUGUGCUAAUAGUCCUUGCUCAUGAGGAGAAGAAUUCUUUCAACAGUGCUUUGAAAAAUAUUGCAGUUGAAACACUACAAAAGAAAGGCUGGAAGAUUACCAUCUCUGAUCUAUAUGCCAUGAAGUUUAACCCAAUUGCAUCAAGGAAUGACAUCACAGGUUCUCCUAAGAAUCCAGAACAUUUCAGUUAUGCUGACGAAACCUGUUCGGCUUGGAAAGAUGGCUAUCUUAGUGAAGACAUCGUUAAGGAGCAAAACAAGCUGCUCGCUGCUGAUCUCGUUAUCUUUCAGUUCCCCAUAUUUUGGUUUGGCAUGCCAGCAAUAAUGAAAGGCUGGAUUGAUCGUGUGUUUACACGUGGAUUUGCAUACACAUUUCAGACUAUGUAUGACAAUGGACCUUUCCAGAAAAAGAGAGCUGUAAUUUCAGUUACAACUGGUGGAAUUCAAAGUAUGUAUUCUUCUAAAGGGCUCAAUGGAGACAUAAAUGUAAUACUCUGGCCAAUACAGCAUGGUAUGCUGCACUUUACUGGCUUCCAGGUCCUGUCACCUCAGAUAUCCUAUUGUCCAGGACACGCAUCGCCCCUCAUCCGCGGUCAGAUGCUUGAGGAGUGGAAGAGUCGGCUAGAGAUGAUAUGGGAAGAGAAACCAGUCCAGUUUGUUCCAGAUUCCAUGUUUGACAUGUCCUUUGAAGGUGGAUUUGUGCUGAAAAAAGAAGUGGAGGAUGCCAAUGCUGAAAGUCCCUACGGUCUUAGUGUCGGACAGCACAUGGGAAAAGCAAUCCCUUUAAGUGAGCAGCAAAAAAGCAAGAAAAAAACUGUAAACUAAUUACUUUUAUUUUACCUGAUUCUUGCAUAUUUACAAAAUGAAUAGAUUUGUAAAUACUUCCAAUGAUGUGAUACUUUUAACUGUUUCACUUUUACAAAUACAGCACUUGGGGAGAGAGGUUUAUGUUGACUUGCACAAUACUGUGGUAGAAUCUAGAUUUUUAUGUUCUAAAACUGGUAAUACUUUGCACAAAGAUGAGCAGCAUGUGAUUAUUAAAUUAAAUUUGAUUUUUGUUAAUUUGGUUGCAAGCAAGAUAACCCAGCAUAGUUAUAAGAAACCAACUUAGUACAGCUCUGUGAUCCUUCUAAAAAUAAAUUUUUAAUUAUGAAUAAGAAUAUCUAAAGUUUGUAAUUAAAUGCAUACAUAAUUAGGUCAAGUACCUCAAAGUGGUGAAUUGAGCUGACAGUUACUGCUUGAAAAUAUUUCUUUAAGAUGUAAACAUUUCAAAGGACAACCUGAAUGAGUUUUUAAAGAAACUCACUAGUUUUACUGAAAUCAUCACUUUAUAGGUGGUUUAAUAUUUUUCACUUGGCAAAAUACAUUCAACAUACAUGUAUUGUAUUCAGUAUAUUGAAAAAUUUAUUCAAAAUACAUUCAUUUGUAUUCAAAACACAACUUUGUCAGAAGCCGUGCUUCCUGCACCUUGCUAAUUAUGUGGAGUUUUGUCAGUUCCCAGAAAAUGAACUUUUGCCAUUCAGUAAACAGCAAAAACUGUUUAGAUAGUAAAAUAGUUAACAAAGCAUAUAUAAAUGUGUCUGUGUGUGUCUGUGUGUGUCUGUCGGUGUGUCUGUCUAUGUCGGUGUGUGUCUGUCGGUGUGUGUC